GUAACCAUUGCAAUCACAUAGAAAGGAAAACACAAGUUUCUUACUCAGUACUCGUAUUUUUGAAAAAUGGCUAGAAUCGUAAUGAUGGUCUUAUGUGUAGUCGUUACUUGCAUGGUGGUGGCGGAAACCUAUGCUCAGGCUAUUACCUGUGAUCAGGUGGUUAGUGACUUAUCGCCAUGCUAUGGCUACUUAACAAAUGGCGGUGCUGUGUCAUCGGCAUGUUGCAGUGGGGUUGAGGCACUCAAUAGCGCUGCAAAUUCAGCCUCUGCUCGUCAGACUGCAUGUAGCUGCUUGAAGAGUGCUUACUCAUCCAACUCCGGCAUCAAUCUCUCUAACGCUGCCAGCCUUCCCAGCGAGUGUGGUGUCAACCUUCCUUAUAAGAUCAGUCCAAGCACCGACUGUUCCACGGUGGAGUGACGCGGAGAUUCUUAUGCAUGUUUGGAAGACUGGAAGCAUAUAUAUCUAAUUUACAAUAAAUAUCGAGAGCAUUGUAUAACUGUUAGACAUAUAUGACUGUAUGUGUCUCUUUAGUAUGUACCGGCCUUAAUUUCACUUCAAAUAAUGUUCUUGUAAUUGCAAUUUAAUUAAUAGACGAAUAUAUAAUACUCAGAA
Messenger RNA from Lactuca virosa, 612 nucleotides. Lineage: Eukaryota; Viridiplantae; Streptophyta; Magnoliopsida; Asterales; Asteraceae. The record is from the annotation of a GenBank genome assembly.